UCACCCGUUAGCCCCCAGUUUAGUCGGGGUGUGUGUGUGUGUGUGUCAUACUAUUUGGGGGUCCUCAUUCCUGGAGGACUGCUUGGUUCAGCAGCUUUUCUCCUUGCAUUGAGACAGUUUGGUAUGACUCCCACUGGACAACACACAGAUGCAUGAUAUUGGCUCUGACGUCUAAGGGCACAGCAGAUAGAAGAUCAUGGAAGAACUCACUCUGCUACUCUGGCUCCUGAUAGUUCCUCUUCAAUCAUUUGUACUUCAGCCCAAAGUGGAAAUGAUCCCCAUAGAAGACUCGGUCAGAGAAACAGAUCCCUGGUCAGACUGGAGACCUGAGAGACUAAGGGAGACCCCAACAGCAGAUGAAGAGGAGGGUGAAGAACUCACUGCAACCCACCCUGAAGAGAGGAGGGAGGAAGAGGGGAGGAGCGAGGAAGGACUAACUCUAGAGACUGACUCUGAGAAGUGGAGAAUAGAGGAGGAGAAGGGGGCAGCAGAGCAGGAAGGCCAUGAGGAAGAGCGAGGGAUGGAGGAAGAGAGAACGCUGGUUGGAGGGCUUGAUUACAGAGAGCAGAAGAGAUUUAAAAAUUGGGAGAUAGAAGCUGAUGAGGAACAUGAARAGGAGGAGRAGAGAAGAGAUAAUGGAGAGGGGAGACAUGAAGAAGGGAUUAGAUCAGAUGAUGAGGAGAGAGAUGGUAAGGAACAGAGAUCAUAUGGAGGAGAGGAGAAACUAGAGGAAAACCUGAGAGUUGGGGAAGUUAAAGAACCCAGUGUAGAUCAAAGCGAGGGAGACUACUUAGUAGUUACACACAUAGACCUCCCCCCUCCAACCAGCACUUCCUCCUCUCCUGUAGAAAAAGUAAUGGACACUCAACCUGUCAAUCAAGCUAUCAACGAACCCAUGUCCCCUCCCCCUGCAGCUAUGCCUGUUCCACUUUAUGAUGUCACUCCUCCACCUGCCACUCAACAUGGCCCUCCCCCAGUUUCACCCUCUACCUCCUCUGAAGUUCAAGAGUCUGCCACUCAUGCUCUCGAUCAACCUGCCAGUCAUAUCCAAGACCCGGCUCCAGAGGCAGAGGAGACCAUCUCAUUGGUGGACAGUGAGCUCAUUAUGGUUCAGAGUGUGACUGACAGCUCCCAGACCAAUCUCAGGGAGGGGGAGAGUUUUGUUUCGCAGGCGAUGGAGGUCAAAGUUGGCCCAAUUAUCAAGGUUUCAAUCAACGACAAUCAGACUGAGAGGAACAGCAUUGUCUUUCUCAAAGAGACAGAAAAUACAGUCAAGCAGCUAAAGUCUACAACCAAACCAAAACAGGAAAAACCCACAGCCAAGGAACUGCAACCUACAGCCAAACCAAAAGAAAUGACAAAACCCACAGCCAAGGAACUGCAACCUACAGCCAAACCAAAAGAGAUGACAAAACCCACAGCCAAGGAACUGCAACCUACAGCCAAACCAAAAAGAGAUGACAAAACAACAGCCAAGGCUGCAACCUACACAGCAAACCAAAAGAGAUGA
This is a messenger RNA of Salvelinus sp. IW2-2015, 1510 nucleotides long. RefSeq names its product cyclic nucleotide-gated channel beta-1-like. The transcript has 3 exons. The record is from RefSeq and is a predicted model, not a curated record. Bases 197 to 1510 code for a protein of 437 amino acids. NCBI's taxonomy places the organism in Eukaryota, Metazoa, Chordata, Actinopteri, Salmoniformes, Salmonidae.